Molecule: messenger RNA, 1029 nt
Organism: Arctia plantaginis
Lineage: Eukaryota; Metazoa; Arthropoda; Insecta; Lepidoptera; Erebidae
Source: the annotation of a GenBank genome assembly
AUGGCUCUUGGAGAUGAUUUAGUUACCGUGAUUGAUGUAUACUGUAUCGGCAAUGUAACCAAAAAACAAGAUGUAACAUUUCUAAAUAAUGUAACGGAAGCUGCAUUCGUAUGUAAUGAUGAAGAAGAAGAGAUUCUUGAUAACAAGAUACUGGGAUACUGUAUGAUAGUAUCUGUGUUAUUUUUAAUUCCAACAGGACUUAUUUACACUGCAUUACCCGAGCUCAGGGAUGUACAAGGCAAGAGCAUUAUAAAUUUCUGCAUAAGUUUAGCUAUUGGUCAGGGAAUACUUGUCAUUUUGAAGUUAGCAGAGUACUCCGACAUGGAUCUGUGUGCAACUCGAGGGUUUUUGACAUACUUUUUUAUAAUCGCUGCAUUCUUCUGGACAAAUGCUAUUUCAAUACAGGUGCUGUUAAAUACAAGACGGCCGGCAACAUUGGACUACAGCUGGCAUGAAUUCAAAUGGUAUUUUUUAUACUCUUGGGGAAGUCCUACUCUUCUCACCGUGUGUAUGGCGAUAGUGAACUUCCACCCUGGUAAACACCAGAAACCUGGUAUUGGUCUUAACCACUGUUGGUUCAUUAAUAAAAGUCAACAAUGGUAUUACAUGUACAGUGUGAUGUCGCUGUUAUUGGCUGCUAACAUCUCUAUUUUCAUUUAUGUAUCGCUAGUUAUAUGGCGUCUCUCUUUCUCCUCGAGUCAUCUGAAGACAUUGAAAUACAAAUUUGUAAUGAGCGUUCGACUAAUUUUAUUGAUGGGUUUACCGUGGGUGUUCGAAAUGGUCGGAUCUCUGCUCGAGAAACAUAUUAUUUGGUCAAUCAUCGACGUGUUCAACAGCUUGCAAGGGCUUUUAAUAUUUUUACUGCUAGUUGUUUUUCGUAAACGUGUGAUAAAAGUGAUGUAUAAACACGGCUGGCUGGAUUGCAUAUCGGGAUUCGUCGAAAAGCACCUGGCUCUUGAGGAUGAUGAAGAAAAUGUUGUGCAGCACACUGACGUACCGAUGUCAAUGGGCAACAGAAAUGUUAUGUAG